UCAGGCACAUCGGCACCAACACUCUUAACCUGGAAAUCUGGUGAUAUACUCUCUUGUUACACCGCAGAUUGUUUGACACAAUGGCGGCCUCUGUGUUGUUGGUUUGUCUGUUGGUGGGUCUGGUCUCUGGUCAGAUGAUGAUGACCACUGACAGUGGGAUGGGGCCGGACAUGGCCACGGAUGAUAUGGGGGGACAGACGGACGAAGUGGCGACAGGGUUACCGGACUCCACUGUGAUGGAGAUGAGCACCACCACCACCAUGGCUCCCACCACUGAAAAAGCAUGUACCGAUGCACUUGGUCGGGAGUGUUUCCGAUACAAAGAUGAAGACUGUGUUGGUGUGUACGAGACUUGGGCCAGGGCCAACUGCACUCUGCGAUGUGGAUACUGCCCACAGAAGCUACCCUGUGUAGACAACAUUAACUACUGCAGUCAGUUUGGGGCUGAUGUCUGUAAUCAGGAGGUAUAUGGACAAUACAUGAGAGAGAACUGUAGAAAGACCUGCAACUUCUGUAGAGCUCCAACAGAUUACCUAGUCUCUAGUACCACCACUACUACUACCCCAGAACCAACACCAGAAAUAACAACUUAUAACCCAGCUGCUGAAUGGUGUAAGGACAAGACCAACUGUUGGUAUUACCCUGAUGAGAAGUGUGUCGGACUGUACGAGGACUGGGCCAGGAAGAACUGUCCAUUCAGAUGUGGAUAUUGCCCAGAUUUUCUACCACCUUGUGAAGAUAAAGACUCCAGCUGUGAUGGUUUUCCCGAAGCAGCCUGUACCAACCUAACUUACAGAGCCUACAUGAGAGAAAACUGUAGGAAAAGAUGCAAUGAGUGUACAUACCCAGGAGAGUCGCUGACACCUAACACCCCACCUUACCCUGUAACUACCACCACCCCCACCACUGUCAUCACCCCCUCCCAGAGGCCGGGCGGUGUCAACCCCACCAUCGAUGUGGAGCCAUCUACACCUAACACUGGAAUGCCCCCCACCACCACCCAGAGGGUCCUACCCACAGGGGCAGAUUGUAAAGACAAACAAGACUGCACGGGACUAUCCUCUGAAGCUUGUGUUGGCGUGUUUAAGAAUUGGGCCCUCGAUAACUGUCCAAGGACCUGUGGCUAUUGUACAGGGGAUGUCCAGGAAUGCCGGGAUUACGAGGAAUGCGACAAACUGCCCGACACCGUCUGUACCGACCCUACCUACAGAGCCAUUGCUAAUACGGCCUGCCGCAAAUUCUGUAAACUCUGCACAGUAAUGGCUGUCCCCACAAAGCCAAUUGUUAUGGGAACAACAGAGGCCAUGAUGGUACCCACCAAAGGUCAGGGGUCAGGGUCAGUUACAGAGGACCAGACCCCCUCAGAACAACCGUCCUCAGAGUUUGUCUCCAUGCCAACCAAACCAGCAGGUUCUCAGGCCAUGACAACCAAAACCACCACAGUGUCAGGAGGAAAAACUCAUUCCGCCCACACACAUAAACCACAUGCAACACAUACCCAUAAACCUCACGAUUCCCAUGGACAUGGAGGAAAAACCCUGCCCACUCUCUUCCCCCCAAUCCCAACAGGUGAUGCUUGUAAAGACAACCCCGAUGUGAACUGUACACAGUACACACAAAAGUCGUGUGAGGGGGCGUACAAGGCAUGGUCUAUCAUUAACUGUCCUAUACACUGCGGCUACUGUGGGGCUAAAUGUGACAAAAAUUUCCAGAUGACUAUCCCAUCAUGCUGCAGUGAUCUAUGUUCCUGUCCGGACCACACGUUGACAGGAAGUGUACGUGACGCCACCGCAGGAAACGCCCCGAUGGCUAACGUCUCCGUGUAUCUCCGUAGCUGCCCCUGCGAACCCCUGACGAUGACGGCUGAUGACGGAAGCUUCCAAAUCAAAGGUGUUUGCCUGAAGGAAGGGGGCGUGGCUAGAUUUGAAUAUCCUGGAUACGCGUCCUUCCUCAGGGAUAUUACUGACCCCCAAAACAACAACAAUUUCAUCGCUAACGGUGAUAUGGCUCCCUUGGUGGAAACUACGUCAGUAUCUGGAAUGACAUCACAAGGGGGAAGUUAGAGGUUCUAGGACAUUUCUAGUAGCUAAUUAACGUAAAUUUAAUUACUUUGAUACUAUACCAUACUGGUUCAGUCAGAGUUAUAAGGGUUUGGGUUCUCUAACUUUUGUUACUGUUGUAUACUUUUUGUACUUUUUUAUGCCUUUUUUACAACAUUGUAAUUUUGUUUGCUUUUAAAAUUUGAAAUGUGUAGACAUUCAUGGUUGAAUUUUGUAUUGCGAAAACUACAUUUUAGGAAUGUUAGAAUUGAUCAAUUUUUGAUACUGUAAACCAGAUUUUAUUCCUGACCAAUUAAUACAAAUGUUUUUUUUUUCACAGCUCUUAUUAAGGGAAGGGUGGCAAUUAAUCUGUAACACAAAUGUGUAAUGAUUAAAGAAAGUUGAAAGAGGAUAUAUCUUUAAAGAAAAAAUGCAACUUGUUAGGAUCAAUAGACUUAUAUUAUUUACUUUAUAGACUGUUAAUAUAAAUUACUGUUCAAUAAAAAAAAAAUAUUAAAUUUAUCCAAAAUAAGGGACAAAGAUAAGUAAUAACAGCUGUAUAUGUGGUGAUUUGGUCACGGUACUGACUGAACAGAUGAGUACACAGCCACGGGCUAUAAAGGGUAGGUUCAAUAUUAACAGGUGUUGGAGACAAUAAUUACAGUAUAAACACGGAUAGAACAAAUUGCAUUUUUUUGGAGAAGUUUUUAAUAAAUAUAUGCACUUAUAUGAAAAAUAUAUAUACAUCAGAGUAACUGAGUACAAUUUUAGUUUUCUAUGCUGGGCUCGAAUGUAGAUUUGGUACCAUGUUAAACGGGUACAUGUUCUCCUUGACAUCCCUAAUACGUAUAGUUUACUAUAAUUAUAGAAUUAAAAAACAGUUAUUUUCAAUUAAAUUUACUGCAGAGUCACAUUUUUUUGUGUGGUCAAAUUUUCGUGGUUUGAGGAAUUAAUAUUCUUGAUUUGUGGGGAUUGGAUUUCGCUGAUGAAGAAUUGUUAAGUAUAGAUAUGCAUGUUACAUUUUACAUUUUGUGAAGAACAUGAAUUUUAUAGGUCUAUCCAUACCUCGAAAACAGUGAAAAUUAAACCCCCACAAAAAAUUAUGAUUUAACAGUAUUUAAAAAAUUAUAAUGAUUUUGCAUUGUACUUGUUAUAAGCUAAACUUGUAAAUGCAAAUUUUGUCCAUUUUUCUUUCUGUACUUUUUUUGCUGUAGCUCUUUUGUACUUAAGUCAGAGGCUCUUCAAAACAUCUGUUAUCAGGAAUUAAAUUUUUUUUUCAUCUGUAAACCAAAAAAAAAUAUUAAUCAAUAAUGUACAUUUAGAUAUGUGUAUAUAUGAUAUUUUAUCUAUGAUAAGCAUUUUGUUGUUUAUAUGCUCUGCAAUUGCAUGUUUUCACAAUUGUAAUUCAGUCACACUUCAAUAGCAUUACCAUUUCUUUUUUACACAAGUCAUACUAGUAUUUGGUCACAGAUAUUUAUAUAACUCUGUGAUGUAUAUAUUCUAUCUUUACUUGUAAUGAGUAAACUUUCAUGUUUUGAUACUGUUUAUAAAUGUAGGGUUACCUUGCUUUGUUUUAUACUGACCCCUUUUAGAGAUAAUGUGGAAAAAAAUUCACCUUUUGAAAUAAAGGAAGAAAACUUUAA
Molecule: messenger RNA, 3682 nt
Organism: Saccostrea cuccullata (small rock oyster)
Lineage: Eukaryota; Metazoa; Mollusca; Bivalvia; Ostreida; Ostreidae
Exons: 15
Coding region: 81-2063 (660 amino acids)
Source: RefSeq, a predicted model, not a curated record